AUGGGCCAAACAUUGAGCGAACCAGUCACAAACAAAGAAUCCGCCUCAUGUGCUAAUGAGAAUUAUUUAGUUGGAAGUAGUUGUAUGCAAGGAUGGAGAAUAAGUUUGUGUUUUUUCUUUGCUCAUUCAUUAGUUUGAAAUUUUGCAAUUUAUUUUUUGCAGACAUGGAAGACGCUCACACUCAUUUGCUCUCACUUCCCGAUGAUCCGAAAUGCGCAUUUUUUGCAGUUUAUGAUGGACAUGGUGGAGCGAAAGUUUCGCAAUAUGCUGGAAUUAAUUUGCAUAAGAGAAUUGUGGCGAGAAAAGAGUUUGGUGGGUUUUUACAGAGGGAAAUGAGGGACAACAUAAAAUCCUAGAACCCGAUUUUCGAAAUUAUCUUUUUCUAUUUAUGAGUCGAAACUAAAAAGUAUUUUAUUGAAAAUCUCAAGUGAAAGAUGAAACAGUUUAGAACUUAAUUAGUCGAGAUCAAAAUAUUUGAACCCAAUAUUUUUGCAGCCGAAGGUGAUAUCAAAAACGCACUUCAACAAGGUUUUUUGGAUCUCGAUCAACAAAUGCGACACGAUGAAGAAAUGAAAGAUGAUGUCAGUGGAACAACGGCGGUUGUUGUUGUCAUCAAAGAAGAUCAAGUUUAUUGUGGAAAUGCGGGUGAUUCGAGAGCUGUUUGUUCAGUUCUUGGAGAAGCUCGGCCAUUGUCUUUCGAUCAUAAACCGGCCAAUGAAAAUGAGGUAAUUUUUGGGAGACAUGGGAUUCUGAUUGUGUCAGUUUUGGUGUUUUUGUAGCUACUUCAGAAGUUUGUAGCAAUUUUGAAAAAUAAACUCAAGAAAUCUUUAAUUUCGAAGUUUUUUCAUUUGAAAUGAUUUCCGCUUUUUCCAUAAAAUAUCCAAUUGUUUUUCAUUUUCAGGCUCGUCGAAUUGUUGCCGCCGGCGGUUGGGUCGAAUUCAACCGCGUCAAUGGAAACCUUGCUCUCUCUCGUGCUCUCGGCGAUUUCCUUUUCAAAACCAACGAAGAAAAAAGUGCCGAAGAGCAAAUGGUGACCGCAUUUCCUGAUAUUAUUAGUGAUCGACUAACACCGGAUCAUGAAUUUAUUGUAUUAGCCUGUGAUGGAAUAUGGGAUGUGAUGUCGAAUCAGGAAGUUGUUGAUUUUGUACGGCAACAAUUUGCUGAAAAGAAAGAUCCACAAUCGGUAAGGUUUAAAGGGUAGAUGAUGCGAGUUAUGAUGUAAAAAAAAGUUAUAAAAUGUAAAUUGAAGUAUCAUUUGUUUUCGCCCGGAAUCUCAAUUUUUGAAAACAAAUUAUUUUCCAGAUUUGCGAAGAUCUACUAACAAAAUGUCUAGCCCCCGAUUGUCAAAUGGGCGGUCUUGGAUGCGAUAAUAUGACUGUAGUUAUAAUUGGAUUAUUACACGGUCAACCAGCCGAAAAUCUAUUCGCAAAAUGCUCACGACAAGCAGUUAUCAAAUAUAGCAAUGUAAGUUUGUUGAAACAGAUUUUUAGAGUAAAAUAUUGCAGAAAAUCUCCUCAACUUGGGGAUUGUUGAAAGAUUGUAUGAAAAGAAGCUGGAGUUGAAAGAGAAAACUUGUUUUGUUAAAAAAUAAAAUUUGAAUUUUUGAUAUAUUUUUGAGUUCAACUUUCUAUUUUGAAUUUUGAAAAAUGAUAAUCUAAAGCUGGGCUUCUUUAGCAUAAAGAUUUUGACCAAAAUUUCUAGCCGAGCCAAUAUUUCAUCUUUAAAAUUUCUGAAGAUACUUAAAAACUCGUUGAUGUUGUGUUGUGAAUCUAGAAUGUUUAUAUUCUUGAUUGAAUCUAGGCAAUCAACAUGACGAUGGAAAAGAAAUCAGCGAUUUAACACAACUUCUUCCUUCUUCACUCACAACUUCUUCUUCUUCUCUAAUUAUUUUAUACUUAUACUAACUCAUUUAUCUCAAUUUCAAUUUGAUUGUUUUGAAGGAGAGUGAAGAAGAUACGGAAAAACGAAUUGUUGGUGAACAAGAAGAUGUGACAAAUAUUACUACGGGUCAACAACAACUUCAAAAUGUAGCUAAUGAUAAUGGUAAUGAAAUUGGAAGUGAAGUUGGUGCUGAAAAAUCGGAUGUUGAGGAAUUGGAGAAAUCGGUCAAAAAUGGUUGGUUUUUUUUUGAAGAUUAAAUCAAAAUUUAGAAAGAUUGAUAAUUUUGGGAAAUUUCACGGAGUUUAGAAUAAAUCAUGAAAAAAAUUUUCUGAAAAAAAAUAUUUUUUAAAUCCGGCUGCAGAAUUCUGAUUACAGUUUCUAAACAAGUUCGCUCGAUUAUAUUUCUCAAAAAUAUUUUCCCAAAUUAAAAAAAAGUCAAUAAUUAUUGCAGUAAACAUUGUGACGAACUCGACUUCAACAACAUCAGAUCCAACUUCAACCUCAGAUCCAGCUUCAAAUUCAGAUUCUGAUGAUGAUGAAUAUACACCAGCACCUUCAAAUUUCACUGUCUAA
Molecule: messenger RNA, 2454 nt
Organism: Caenorhabditis angaria
Lineage: Eukaryota; Metazoa; Nematoda; Chromadorea; Rhabditida; Rhabditidae
Source: the annotation of a GenBank genome assembly